Molecule: messenger RNA, 3801 nt
Organism: Adelges cooleyi (spruce gall adelgid)
Lineage: Eukaryota; Metazoa; Arthropoda; Insecta; Hemiptera; Adelgidae
Product: ATP-binding cassette sub-family G member 1-like
Exons: 13
Coding region: 470-2227 (585 amino acids)
Cellular component (GO): plasma membrane
Molecular function (GO): ATP hydrolysis activity; ABC-type transporter activity; ATP binding
Source: RefSeq, a predicted model, not a curated record
AUAAAUGAUAAUAAGAAGAUAAUGAUCAUAAGUCUUUUCUUAUUUCUUUAUGAGUAUUGCGCUAUUAUAUUUUAAACUCUUCAAGGUCUCCGCCGGUCUCUGCUGCUGGUUUGCUCUUAGCAGGACCAGCAAUGGACGAUUAUGCUGGUGGAAGAAAAUUAUUUUAAUAUAAGUAAGAGUAAUAAUUAUAAUUUACAUGUUUGGUAGGUAUAUAAUGUGAAGUAAAAGGACACCAUGUUGCUGAGUACCUUACGCAGGUCAUUAAUUCGUAAUAGUGUCUAGUGCUGUAGUGGACACAAUACUGGUUAUAUUAAUACAAGUGUUAUAUAAUUGGCUUACCGAAUCUUUAGUCGUAAAAGUUUGAUUUACUGAACAAAUUAUAACUCAUUACCUUUCAAAGUAUUUUAUUUUAUUAAAUUGACAAAGAAAAAUAAACAAUACCCUUUUGGCUUCAUAUCGCCGCUCAAAAAUGGAAGGUUUUGACAUAGAAUUCGCUGAUAUAUUGUUAACGGUCAAUACGUGGGAUCCGUUAGUAACAAUGAAAUGGAUGCCAGAAAAGACAACAAUACUGAGAUCCGUAAGUGGUACUUUUUUCAAAAAUCAAAUGAGUGCCAUUAUAGGGUGUUCGGGUUCAGGAAAAUCAUCUCUAUUGAACAUAUUGUCUGGUUUUAAUUCUAGUAGUUAUAAAGGAUCGGUGACUCUAAAUGGAAUGCAAAGAGAUUUGUCAUCAUUUAGAAAAAUUUCGAGUUACAUCAUGCAAGAAGAUCAUUUGCAAUUGUACUUAACUGUUUUAGAAUCUAUGGAAAUCUCCAUGAAACUCAAACAUUCAAUUAUUAACUUGGAUACGGACAAACAGGAUACCAUCAGCGAGCUGUUGAAUAGUUUAUUGCUAAAUGAACAAAGAAAUACCUUGGUUUAUAAACUUUCAGGAGGAGAACGGAAAAGAUUAACCAUUGCAUUAGAAUUAAUUCGUAGCCCUAAAGUGAUGUUUUUCGAUGAACCUACUACAGGGUUAGACAUUGUUUCUGCUAACAAUGUACUAAAAAUAUUAAGGAAAUUGGCCGAUUCUGGAAAAACCAUCGUUUGUUCAAUUCAUCAGGCUACUGCAAAUCAUUUGGAUAUUUUUGACACUGUCUAUGUUUUAUCGCCAAAUGGCCAAUGCAUUUAUAAUGGAGAACCCAGGCAAAUGGUAAAUUAUUUUUUUACUUUAGGACUUCAGUGCCCUAAGUACCACAACCCAGCUGAUUACGUGCUUGAACUUAGUAUGGGUGAAUAUGGUAACCACAACGAUAUACUAUCAAAAAAUGUUAUUGAAAAAAAUCAUGAUGAAAGACAAAAAUAUGGUAACAUUAACAAUAAUAUGUACGUCAUUCAUAAAAGAGAAUAUCCCACAAAUAUUUUCCCCGAAAUAUGGAUCCUCAUGCGUAGAUCUAUGCUCAUCACAUUUAGAGACAAUUUUCUAGUAAAUGUCAGAUUAUUUGUUCACAUAUUACUUGGCAGCAUGUUUGGGGUUGUUUACUACGGAUUAGGAGACAAUGGAAUGCACGUUCGGGAUAAUGCAGUAUUACUUUUUUUUUGUGUAAUGUUUUCAGUUUAUACAGCAGCGUUUACUAUGUCUGUUAAGUUUCCUUUGGAGUUUUCAAUCAUGCAAAAAGAGUAUUUUAAUCGUUGGUAUUCGUUGAAGUCAUAUUAUAUUUCAGUGACACUUGUAGAUUUACCCUUACAGAUUUGCUGUACUUUGGUGUUUUGCGCCUUAAUUUACUUACUGUCAGGUCAACCACUUGUGUUAUUUAGAGUGACUUUGUUUCUCCUUAUGUUCAUCAUGACCGGAUUGAUGUCGCAAGCAAUUGGAAUGCUCGUCAGUACUUUUUUCCAAAAUUUUGUCACCAACUCUAUUGUUGUUGCCGUUAUAUUACUGUUUUGGACUACGUAUGCUGGAGGCAUGAUCAGAAUAUCUGACACUCCUGAAAUAUAUAGGUGGCUCUACGACUUUUCAUUUAUGAAACACGCCGUUCAAGGAGUAUUGCAUUCUGUGUAUGGUUUUGAUCGUCCUGUCUUACCGUGCCCGACUGUUUUUUGUUUAUACGGCUCACCAAAACUAAUACUACAAGUACUCGAUAUGGGUGAUAAUAUUUACUGGACUAAUUUUAGUUUUAUCACUAGUAUUUAUAUAGUAUUAAAAAUAUUUAUUUAUGUAUCCUUAAAGUAUAAACUAUCAUCAAGAUAAUUGAAAUUUGAAUUUUUUGACUGAUUUAAUUGAUAAUCAUUCAUUAUGAAAAUACCAUUAAGUAUUAUAUAUCUUUUAUAUGUGAUAAAAUCAUAAUCAAAUAUAUUUUCACCUAUCAAUUUUUGUUUUUAGAUUAUAAGCAUUAAAAAUAACUUAAUUUUUAAAAAUAUUUGUUUCGACAUAAAAAGUAAUGAUUAUUAUUUAUUGAAAAAUAAUUUUCAUUGAACACUGGUGUCUAGUGUUAUUUUUUUGUUUAUGUUUACUAAUAUUUUUGUGAAAAAAUUAUUAACAUUGUUUUAUAAUGUCGGCUAUUUGACCAAUAUUUAAUUAUUGGAUAUUCAAUUUUCGAUGUUUAUAUCUGGAUUUCUUUAUUGUUUUGAUACAUCAAAUCGACCAGAUUGGAUUUUUCUCUCGUUUAUUUUAGUAACGAUUUAUUGAUUUUAGUUGUUGAUCUGUAUAAAUAAUUGAGGAUAUUAAUCAUAUAUUAUAGUUCAAAUCCGUCCAUUUAUUAAAUAUUAGGUAUUAAUAAUUAGUUUAUUUUAUGCCUAUACUUAUACCAACUACCAAGAGACUGUAUUAAUAUAGUAUUUAUUCAACUUAUUACUGUUAGUAUUAGACAAUUUCUGUCAUACUUAAAAUAUGUGAAAAAUUUUUAUACAUGACAAUUUUAGUGUUUAUAAAAAUGAAUUAUUCUAUUCAUUUUGAACAAAUUUACCGAUUACUUACAAAACAUACCACUUAUUUAUUCACAACUACUAUAUGUACACGUAAAUAUAUUUAAACAUGUUUAUUAAUUUUUUUGUGACUGUAUCUUGUACACUAUUAUUAACUUGGCAAUAAUUAUAAGUUAUAAAUUAUAACUAAUGUUUAUUAUUAAUCUUUAAAUGUAUAUUUCAAGUGUUUUGAAAUUGUACUUAGUCAUUUCUAAGUAAUUGUUAAUCUGUAGUUAUGAGCGGUUUUAAAUUAUACAUAAUAUACUAGUAACAAGUUUCUCACAGGUGGUAUUAUAUAGGAGGCCCUAAGAAAAGAUCGUUUGAAUUUUUUAUUUUUGUAUCAAAAAACUUAUGGUUUUCUGGUUUUUUUUUGUAAAAUAUCCAUCAAAAAUAAAAAAACCAUACCAUGGAAUUUUCUGAAAAAUGAUCUUAUAUAACAAGGGGUCACUCGAUUUGGUAUUUUUUUUUUUCGUGAGCAAAAUCUGUAAUCAAUUAUUACCACGAAAUUAGUAGUUUUUUUUUCUAAUAAGUUCAUUAAAUAAUCACUACGGAAAUCCCUGAUAACUUUUGGUAACUGCCCAUACUAAUUCAUAAGUCUCACCAUAUUUACGAUUUUGGACAUAAGUCAAAAAUAGCGGUAAUAAUAAUGAUCAUUUUUUAACAGGAACAUUUUUCACGAAAUUCCAUGGUAAAGUUUAUUUUUAUUUUUUGAUUGAUAUUUCACAAAUAAACCAGCAAAAUACAAGUUUUUGUCAAAAAAAAAAAAUUCAAAAAAUCCCGUAGCUAACCCGUAGAGUGACAUUUGUUUCCGGUACACUCUGUAUACUUAUCUACAAUUGUAUCUUACAUAAAAUUGAUGUA